CUCAUAUCAACCGAUUCAAAACUAACGCCCGCACUGCCAAUGCCGGAUGGCUGGAGCUGGUGCUUCGGCCAUUCUUUUGUGCUGCUUCGCUACACGAGUCGAUACCCACCACUUGCAAACGUCGGCCUGGCCAUGCAAGAUCUAAGUCAAGAAUUCGCAGAUACAGAGAUGUUCCUUAUCGAUCUCUGGCCCAGCUACCCAUCCUCAAUUGUCGUCUCCAACCCGGACGUAGCCAACUUGGUGACACAGAAACUCGCUCUCCCGAAGCCUCCCUUGGCCGGAGACUCUGUCGAACCCAUCGUUGGUGGACCAAGUAUACUUUCAAUGAAUGACGUGGACUGGAAGAAGUGGCGGACUCUCCUCAAUCCUGGAUUCAGCGCUCAGAAAUUGAUGAACCAUGUUCCUUUUAUUGUGGACUGCUGUGAGGUCUUCAACGAGAAACUCCGUAAUGAGGCUAGGAAGGGUAGUAUUUUCUCGUUGGAUGAGUUCGCGACGCGUCUGACUUUCGACAUCAUCAUGAAAGUUACGCUCGACUCGAAUAUCGAUUAUCAACGCUCUGAGCAUAUCAUCCCAACCGCUUUGAACACCAUUACUCGGUGGCAUUCCUUUUGGGAUCCUCGGGUGCUACUCAAUCCCCUGCGACCGAUCAUCCAGAAGUAUUACGGUCGAAAGAUGGUCAAUUACAUCAAAAAGGAACUCCAUAAUCGCUUCGAAGAGCUGAAAGCAGACCGCCUAGCAAAUCUGCAGGAACAGCCAAAGCGUCCACUCUCCGUUAUCUCGCUUGUAUUGGAAGCCUACAUUGCGGAGAAAGACAAGAGGCACCUCCUACAAUCAUCCACACUAGACGACGACUUCGCCGCCAUAGUCUCCAACCACAUCCGCCUCUUCCUCUUCGCCGGCAACGACACCACCUCCUCCACCAUCGCCUUCGCCAUCCACACGAUGACCCGGAACCCCACCGCGCUAUCCCUCCUCCAAAACGAACACGACUCCAUCUUCGGCCGCCGCACCUCCCCCUCCCAAACCGCCGCCCUCCUCCGCUCCUCCCCUCACCUCCUCUCCAAAUGCCGCUACACCCUCGCCUUCAUCAAAGAAACCCUCCGCCUCUACCCCCCAGCCGCCAACAUGCGCCUCGGCGGCCCGGACGUCAAUCUCACCGCACUCAACGGCCAAGUCCUCCCUACACAAGGCCUCAACAUCAUCCUCAUGCACCAAGGUCUCCACAUGAACCCGCGCGUCUGGCCGUGGCCCAUGGAUUUCCUGCCCGAGCGGUGGCUCGUGGAGCCGGGGCACGCGUUGUAUCCGCCCGAGGGCGCGUGGCGGGCGUUCGACGUCGGUCCGAGGAGGUGUAUCGGGCAGGAACUUGCGCUGUUGGAAGUGAAGGUUGUGUUGGUUAUGACGGCUAGGGCGUUUAGGUUCGUCGAGGCGUAUGAGGAGUGGGGGAGGAUCCAGGAACAGCGGAAGGGGCUGUGGGGGAGGGUGAUGAGGUGGUUAGUGAGGGAGGUGAGGGAGGAAGUGAGGACUGUGAGGGGGGAUAGGGUGUAUCAGACUGAGAAGGCGGGGACGCAUCCUUCUGAGGGGUAUCCGUGUCGUGUGGAGGUGUUGGGUGAAGAUGGAGGUUCGGGGGGAUGAAGGGGGGUGGGUUGGUUGGUAGGUUGGUAGGAUGGGAGGAUGGGAGGUAGGUUGGUAGGUGGGAUGGUAGGAUGGCAGGUGGAAUGGUAGGAUGGUAGGAUGGCAGGUGAGAUGGUAGGAUGGCAGGUGGGAUGGUAGGAUGGUAGGUU
Aaosphaeria arxii CBS 175.79 is the source of this 1781-nucleotide messenger RNA. RefSeq names its product putative cytochrome P450. The record is from RefSeq and is a predicted model, not a curated record. The coding region runs from base 40 to 1632 and encodes 530 amino acids. NCBI's taxonomy places the organism in Eukaryota, Fungi, Ascomycota, Dothideomycetes, Pleosporales. The transcript has a single exon. Gene Ontology annotation, molecular function: oxidoreductase activity, acting on paired donors, with incorporation or reduction of molecular oxygen; iron ion binding; heme binding.